UCUCAUUGUUGGGCACCGGGUGACGCGCGGGCGUCGCGGGGCGAGGCUGGGGCGCCUUGUGGGUGCGGAGGGGUGGCAGGCUUGGCUCCCCUCCUCCUCUUCCUCUUCCUCCUUUCCAUCCUUCCUUCCUUCCCUCCCUCUCUUCCUUCCUUUCUUUCUCUCCUCCUCCUCCCUUGGAUGGGCUUGCAAACCAAAGCGGGGGGCUGGGCGAAGGGGCUGGGUCUGGGGCGCGCGCAAAGGCGGGCGGCAGCUGGGGGCGGUGCGGAGCCCCCCCCAAAGCCGGCCGGGCUCCCAGGCUGGGGGGCCAGCAGGAGGAAGAGGAGGAGGAGGAGGGAGAGGGAGGAGGGGGCCGGGUUCAGGGGGAGGACCCGCCUGCCAUGCCAAGCGCCCUCUGCCAGCUGGAGGGGGGCCCCGGCACCUGCUGCCCCCCUCCCGGCUUGGGGAGCCUGCUUCUGAACCCCCAGGUCCUGCCCCCCGCUUGCUUCGACCCCGACGCCAUCCUCCUCCCCAAGGGAGGUGGCUCAGAGCAUCCUUCUCCUCCUCCUCCUCCUGCGCCGGAAGACCACCAGGGAGAUGAGGAUGCUGAGGAUGGAGAUGGAGAUGAUGGAGAAGAGGACCCCUCGGCCGCUCUCCGCUUCGCCCUGGACCAGCUCUCCAUCUUGGGCUUGGCCAAGGAUGGGGAGGAGGAGGAGGAAGCGGCUAGAGGAAAGGCGGAGGAGGAGGGUAGAGGAGAGGAGGAGGCGCAGCAGCAGCAGCAUCAGGAGGAGGCAAAGGAUGGAGAUCCUGGACCACUUGAGGCAGAGGGGCUGGACCACUUUGCCUAUGCCGGAGGAGGAGGAGGAGGAGCAGCGCUGCCCCUCCUGGGGCCCGAGGGUGGCAGCGCCCGCCCAGCCGAGAUCUUUGGGGCCUUCCCGGCCCACUUGGGGCACCCCCACACCCCGCAGCCCCCCCUGCUGGCCGGGCCCCUGGGCAGCAUCGGCAGCCGCAAGAGGAGCGUCAACAUGACCGAGUGCGUCUCUGUGCCCAGCUCGGAGCAUGUGGCCGAAAUCGUGGGCAGGCAAGGGUGCAAGAUCAAGGCCUUGCGAGCCAAAACCAACACCUACAUCAAGACCCCAGUGCGAGGGGAGGACCCGGUCUUCAUCGUGACGGGGAGAAAAGAAGACGUCGAAAUGGCCAAGCGCGAGAUCCUCUCGGCCGCCGAGCAUUUCUCCAUGAUCCGAGCCACGCGGAACAAAGCCAGCGGCACGGGGGGCUCGGUCCUGGGGCCCCCCAACCUCCCGGGGCAGACGACCAUCCAGGUCCGCGUCCCUUACAGAGUGGUGGGGCUGGUUGUGGGUCCCAAGGGGGCCACCAUCAAACGCAUCCAGCAGCAGACCCACACCUACAUCGUCACCCCCAGUCGAGAUAAGGAGCCCGUCUUCGAGGUGACCGGGAUGCCCGAGAACGUCGACCGGGCGCGGGAGGAAAUCGAGGCGCACAUCACCAUGCGCACCGGCUCUUUUGUCGAUGUAAACACCGACAAUGACUUCCACUCCAAUGGCACCGACGUCUGUCUGGACCUCCUGUCCGGUGGCCCCUCCAGCCUGUGGUCGAAAGCCCCCAACCCGGCCCGCCGGGCCCUGCCCGGCCUCCGCAGUGACACUUCCCCAGCGGAGACCUUUUUCGGUGGCCCCGUUUCCGAUGGAGCCCCCAGCAGCCCCUUUGGCUCUGGCUCCAGUGGCUUCCCCUUCAGCGACACCCCGGCCGGUGCGCUGGGCUCAGACGACGGCGACUUUGCCUUCGACUUCCUCCCCUUGGAUCUGGCGGCGCCCGCCCACAUCUGGUCUCCGUUUGAGCCCCCCGCCGACCCCCUGCAAACCUUCAGCCGGUCUUCCUCCUCGUCACACAGCGGUACUUCCCAGCGCCGCAAGAGCACUCCGCGGCACUCGCCCACCUUCCCAGAGGCCGCAGCGGCUCUGGAGCACCCCCUCGCCCGGCGCAUCCCAAGCGACCCGGUCAACGCCCUCCCCUGGCUGCCGCCGCAGGGCUCCCUCUCAUCGUUCUCCAACAGCACGGGCUACUCCUCGUCGUCCUCGCUGCCCGGGAGCCUCUCAGCCGCCUCGGGGUCCCCCACCGACUCCACCGUCUCCGAGGGCCCCCGCAAGGCUUCCCGCGAGUGCAUGGUCUGUUUCGAGAGCGAGGUGAUCGCCGCGCUGGUGCCCUGCGGCCACAACCUCUUUUGCAUGGAGUGCGCCAUGCGCAUCUGUGGCCGCUCCGACCCUGAGUGCCCCGCCUGCCACACGCCCGCCACGCAAGCCAUCCACAUUUUCUCGUAGGCGAGGCGGGUCCCCGGGGUGGCCGGCGGCCCCGUUUCCCCACCCCACCCUUUUACGAAAACACGGCCGGCUUUUUGUGAACUUUCAAACUGUUUCUAUGAACCUCUUUUUUUAUAUAAAAAGCACACACAUAAACACGAUGAUUUGCGGCGGGGAGGGGAGCUCAAAACUCAUCCGUUACGCCUUCGCUGCGUAAUAAGCAAGAUUUGGAGGUGGACGGGAGGGGAAUUAAAAAAUUUGGGGGAGCGGGAGGGCGGGGAUGAAAGCAGAUUUGCAGAUUUCGAGAGGUGGGCCGACGGAAAUAUAUUUUAAAACGAUAUUGUUUACAGGAUAGCUUUAACUCUCGAUCCGGGCACAACCUUUUUCUCCAAAUAGCAGUAUUUUCUUUCUCGCUUUUUUUUUACAAACACUAACGAAGGGAGCGAAAACCGAGGUCCGCAUGCACUUUGAAAGGGGCCAUGGUUGUAUGUUUUGUUGUUCUUUAAUCGAGAACACUGUCUAUUAAUAUUUUUGAAUAUACGUUUUUUUGGGGGGGGGUUGGGGUUUUGCGGUUCCGGGUUUGUGGAUUGCGUUUGGCUCAGUUCUACAGAACUAGUGUCAACGGGCCAAAUUCACACCACGCAUUUAAAGCAGAAUAGCGCCACUUUGAAGAGUCCUGAGAAUUCUGGGAAGUAUACUUUUGAGGCGCUGAGAGUUGCUAGGACACCUGCACCCCGUUUCCCUCUUGGCGCUACAGUUCCCAGGGUAGUUUAGCAACCAGCCCCUCUUCCCAGGUAACUCUGGGAAUUGUAGUUUUUACCGAGGGGGACUGGGGGUGGUCUCCUCCCCACUCUCGGCGCCCUGAACAAACUACGCUUCCCAGGACUUUAUGGUGCCACAAACGCGGCCGUUAUUCAUGUCCCCGGACUGACGUUGGCCAUGCCCACGGAUCGCAAUGGGUCUACUCUGUGUAAAUGCCCAAUCCAGCCCAAUGUAUCUGCCUUCCUUAGUCAUACGCAGAGUAAACCCCUUCAGUGGGUUUAAAUUGCAUCAAACUGUUGGUUUUUGCAAUGAGUCUUCUCCAGUUAUGGCUGACGUUAGAGCUCAGGCAUAUUUAGGUGGACAUACAUAUGUAAUUUUUGUUGGUAAGACAAAGAAAACCCCGCUGUGCCCCCCCUCCCAAAAAAAAAUCCAUGCCACGAGAAGUGUGGGGUCAUUUGGGGGUUCACCACAAUCGGAAAAGAUCGGGGGAAUCGCCCAUUAUGCCAAUUUAAGUCACAAAUACGCACACACAGAAAGGAAAAUUUGCCUGUAUUCAGGGUUAGACCCAUUUAAACGAAUGUCCGUUAAUUUCAGUGGGCCUACUCAAGAGCGGGGGCUAAACAUUUAGUUGUACCCCAUUAUCACUCGUUUUCUUUUUCUCAGCCUGGUUGUUUUUUUUUAAAGAAAACUUAUUUUUUACUUCUGUGUAUAUGUAGGGAAUUUCUAGGGGAGAAUAAUUUACUUUAUUGAAUAAAUUUUAAGAACUAAAAUAUAUUUUAUUUUUUAAAGAAAGU
Messenger RNA from Zootoca vivipara (common lizard), 3850 nucleotides. It is a transcript of the gene MEX3D, whose product is annotated as mex-3 RNA binding family member D. NCBI's taxonomy places the organism in Eukaryota, Metazoa, Chordata, Lepidosauria, Squamata, Lacertidae. The record is from RefSeq and is a predicted model, not a curated record. Gene Ontology annotation, molecular function: RNA binding.